Salarias fasciatus (jewelled blenny) is the source of this 4825-nucleotide messenger RNA. It is a transcript of the gene dlx4b, whose product is annotated as distal-less homeobox 4b. Bases 3635 to 4417 code for a protein of 260 amino acids. Lineage: Eukaryota; Metazoa; Chordata; Actinopteri; Blenniiformes; Blenniidae. The transcript has 4 exons. Gene Ontology annotation, biological process: regulation of transcription by RNA polymerase II; embryo development; cell differentiation. The record is from RefSeq and is a predicted model, not a curated record. Gene Ontology annotation, molecular function: DNA-binding transcription factor activity, RNA polymerase II-specific; RNA polymerase II cis-regulatory region sequence-specific DNA binding.
CAGUCAGUGUAAUCUUUCUAAGGGUGCACAGUGGAAGUAGAGCUAAAUUAUUAGAAAAGCACAUGUUCUGAAAUCAUCCUUCAAACAGGCGUCAGUUCGGAGUGCCUGUAAACAUCAGGUCUGCAUGUGCCAAGAAGCUGAGUGCUGCUGAUCACGUGACUCCGGUGAACUCUGGGGGCCCUGGAGAUGCUGCCGGCACAGGCACAGCCCAGCCCGGCAACAUGGCUGCACUUGAGGAAUGAGACUGGGGCCUUGCAGAUACGAGUGUUCCCGUGAAGGCGCCCGGAGGAGAGAUUAGGCCGCUCAUCCUCUGCGCCGCUCCGGCUCCUCCUCGUGCUCCCUCGCGUCUCCUGGGGCAGAAAACAGUCAUAGAAAAAUGUAAAUCCUAUUGUUUGCCUUGGCUUUGUUGAUGCGAAAAGCUGGAAGCGCUGCGGCGUUGUGCGGCGGGAGGUGUUUCAGUAAAAAGACAAGUUUUUAUUUUGCAUGACAACAACCCUGGGAAGCAACAGUAGACGACACACAGCAAACACAAACUCCGACAGCUCCUUCAGUUUUUGUCGGUGUGUGACAGGAUCUUCUGGCAGGCUGGUGCUGCUCCUCUCCUGCUGAAACAGGACACGUGGGUCUCUGUCUGCGUCGGUUCCGUGCUGAGCGUGGCCUGUGAUAGUGAAUGGUGGCGUCCUCUUCGGGGUGGAGGGCUGUCAGUCUGCGUCCGGCCUCCUCUGGGCUCCAGUCAACACAGAGCUGCUUGUCCGACAUGACGUGCCAGUGGGGAAGAUCACAGCCGCGGCAGUUGACUGGGAAUGUGCGUUUGGUUCGAACACAAAGAAUGCUGUCACUCUGCGUCAGAGCGGCGUGAUGGACAUGCUCGACAUGUGUGUGUGUGUGUGUGUGUGUGUGUGUGUGUGAGAAAGAGAGAGAGAGAGAAAGUGAGAGAGAGCACACCUAUGCCAAACACACCUCUGCAGAUGUGUACUGGUACGCAGUGUGCAACAAAAAGACGCCAGUAAGUCUGGGCCGCAUUCAGGAGGGUGACUGUUUUUAACAUCAUCCCUUUGCUGGUAUUAAUCGUGCCACGAUGAGGACCCAUCCCUGCUCUGUGACUGCAGGGCUCGCCUUUGUUCUCCACCGCUAUUCCAGACGUAAUUACAAGCCUAGAAGAGUCUCCUCACCCUGCUUUCUCCUGCCCUCGGUGCCUCGUGCGGCUCCUCUGCCUCCACCUUUAACCCUGACUCAUGUCCAGGACCCACACCUCUGCUCCGAGUCGCUCACCGGCCUCCAGCGCUCCCAAAACUGGCUUCUGUUGCAUUCAGGAAGUCAAACUGUGCUGCCAGGGUCACCACAUUUCAGAUAGUGUCCAAAUGCAUCAGAGGAAGGGUUUUUCUCAGUUUGGGAGAAUGAAGUGCCCUCACAGAGUUUUACCCACAAUGCCCCUCUGCAGCUCUUACACCUCAGACACUCUCUCUCACCUGACUUAUGAAUGUUUUCAACCUGGGAAGUUUUUGAUAGCCUGAAAGGUUUGAUUCUAGUUAUUUAUAACUGUGACACACUUAGGGUUAAUCCUUUGUUUUAAUCAGUUUUAUUACAUCCUCAAAAUGUUAAAUAAUUUGAGAGAAAGAAGACAUCUUCUCUUUGUGUUUUUAUCAAAUACAAAGUCAAAGUCAUCAGAUCAAUUACUUAAUUCAGAAUAAACCAAUCCAAAAUAAAAAAAACACCAUGUAACCACACUUGUUCCAUUUAAAAUUUGGAAAAGAGAAAAAAAAAAGUCGGGAAAAGGCAGCACCCUGAUCCCCAGACUCCUCCCGCUGCUCUGCCUCCACCCUCCACCCCCCACUUCACUCAAACCACUGCUUACAAACUGAAAAUGUUGCAGUGAAUUAAUAGGCCAAGCCGCAGUGCUGCAGACUGAAGUGAUAUAAUUCCCACAGCUGUGGAGAAUAACGUGUGAAUCACAAACAUGCUCCCACUCUAUAUAUAUAGAUCUAUAUUUUUGUUGUCCCUGGAUCUUUGCUGUGAUAAUAAUCUGUGGCUUUGCUGGAGCUGGCUGGCUGAGGCCUGUGGGAGAGUCGGGAAGCGGUCCAGCCCCCAGCAGGCCUUUAAUGCCGCCGGAUUCCCAGUAGCUGCAGACGGGGAAGGACAUGACCAAAAUGACGGGGUUGGACAGCAGCUCAGCGCCGCGCUCAAGCCACCAAACACUGUUCAGAAUGUGACUGCAGUACAGUGCAGGAUCUCACUGCAGAGGGGAGUCAAACACGCCGUCCCAGAGCCGGGGCUGCUCCAGACUGAACCUGCAGGCUGGGGCAGGGAGCAGGGAUUCUGUUUCAGCCUGUGGCCUCCUGCGUCUCCUCGCUCCCACAUUAUUCUCACAUGCACCUUGUGCAUUUUGCUGACUCUGCAGAAUUCUGCCCAGAAAGAACCACCAGAAAGGUUCUUAUUUACCAACGUGACCUUCUGGUUAGGAAUGAUGACUGAAGUGUGUGGUUUCAUAUUUUAGCCCUACAUAAAACCAAAAUCUGUCCCUUCAGUGAGACUUUAUGAUCUUUGGGGUCAUUCAUUUUCCUUUCACGUGAAUAAAUUUAAUAUUUACUUUCAUAGUAACCCUAUAGAAAAUAGGCCGUGAAUGGUAUUUUACACGUGCUCUAAUUAUAGAAACAUAAUCAGACACACCUCAUUAAUUCCUCUAUUGUUCAAAAAAUUAUAUGUGGGAUAUUUAUUUUAGCAUUAUUGUAUUAGUGUUAAACCUUGCAGCACUCCUUAACUAUUGUUAAAAAAAAUUAAGACCUUCUAAAUGAUGCUAUAAGCUCUUCCUCAUGUGUCAGUUAAAUGUUUUUUUUUUAUAAUACAAGCAGUGUGGAGUUCUUGUUGCAAAAUAAAAGAAAAUACAUUUUCAGUAUCACAAAUGGCUUCUCAGAUACUGGAGAUGUCAUUAUCUGACAACAUGUUUGAAAUCAGGAACUAAUCAGCAAUUCUAUAAAAAAAAAAUUAAACAUUUAAUCAAUUGGAAUUAUCUAACAAAUUAAAUGUAAUGUUUCCCAUUUUCAGUACUUUUCAGACCCAUUAAUAGAAUAGAAUAGAAUUUAUUAAUUCCAGAGGUAAAUUCUUUAAAUCUAACCUUGUUUAACUAACAAUUAUAUAUUUUAUUUCUAUUGCAUGUACAAUCGAAUUUAUUGUGUAGCGUUAUCAUUAUUUUACUAUUAUAAUUAUUGAUUUCUUUGUUGAAAGCGCGUAAAGUAUUUAUGGGUUAUCUACUGUAUAAUUAACGUUAACAUUUGCACAUGUCCUGCAUUUUUUAACAGUUUCAUUAGAGUACUAGUAAAUAUCAGGCAUUUUAAUUUUAUUUUUUUCUUUAUUAUUAUGUAUCAGGGUAUUUCUGAUUUUUUGUUGUUGUUGUUGUUGUUGUUGCAUGUGCUGUUAUUGAUCCCCUGCUGUGCGUGUGUGUGUGUGUGUGUGAGGAGGAGGAGGAGGCGACCUGCGGCCGCAGAUCCGCGUCCUGGAUCACAUGCUAAUGAAGUGAACAUGCACGCUGCAGCGCGUCGCCGAGGGGAGAUGUUCUUCGUGGAUUUAAGAGUGGAUUUGUUGCAGGUUCUGGACUCAUGAAAGCCUCUUCAGAGCGACGGGUUUAUGGACUCUCCUAAUGAUGUCUGUGGGUUUCAUGCCUGACAGUCUGAAUGCUUCAGAUCCAUCCAAAUCGGCCUUUCUGGAGUUCGGCCACGCGCACGCGGCGCACCAGCAGCACUCCCCCGGACUCUCCCACAUUUACCCCGUGCACGGCUUGCACGCUGGCGGGCAUCCCCAGCACGACGGUCCCUUUCCCGGCAACGCGUCGUACGGCCGCCCUCUGGGCUACGCGUACCCGGGCGCAGUGAGCGCGCACCCGCCGUCUGCGUACAUGUCCUACCAGCACAGCAAUCACAGCAGCAGCAGCAGCAGCGGCGGCGGCGGGGCGCACGGCCGGCUGGAGCACGCAGAUCGCGACCAGUCCACGGUGAUUGAAAACCGGGAUAUUCGCUUGAAUGGCAAAGGGAAGAAGAUCCGGAAGCCUCGGACCAUCUACUCCAGCCUGCAGCUGCAGGCGCUGCACCAGCGCUUCCAGCAGACCCAGUACCUGGCCCUGCCGGAGCGCGCGGACCUGGCCGCCAAGCUCGGCCUCACGCAGACGCAGGUGAAAAUAUGGUUUCAAAACAAACGCUCCAAAUAUAAAAAGAUCAUGAAGCAUGGCAGCGGGCCGGAGGGAGACCACGUCCACAGCACGAGCUCCAUCUCCCCCUGCUCCCCGGCCUUGCCCCAGCUCUGGGAGGUGUCCAUGGCGAACAAAGGGGCGCCGGUGCACGCGUCCAACUACAUGAACAGUUUCGGCCAUUGGUACCCGAACCACCACCCGCACCAGGACGCGCUGCCCAGGCCGCAGAUGAUGUGAGCGCGCGCCGCUCGGCCUGUGCGCAGCGCACUGCCAGAACUGAACUCUGAUCAAGUCCGAGAUAAACAGACCUCGUUCGAGUCCACACGUGCUCUGUGUGCAUUUUUCAACACACUGCAACCUCAGAAUCAUUUUAUUGAGAUGCGCGACGCUGUUGCACUAAGACGCAGAUCUCUGUGUGCAGUUCACCAAAAAACUCUUCUAGGGAGGAUUUCUCUUCAUCGGAGAAAAGUUUUUAGUGCAUGGUUCAACUGCUCUGAGCGUGAUUGAGAUUAGUCGAUUAAUUCACAUCAUAGUUUUACGGAAAACACGCGGUCGUUUGAUUUGUUUUUUAAAAAAAAGGUCUCUUCUACUGGCUUUUUGUGAAUAAGCUCUUUAUUUCUAGAUUAAAUAAAAUUUCUAUAUUGA